Messenger RNA from Toxoplasma gondii ME49, 1791 nucleotides. Its product is annotated as myosin light chain MLC1, putative. Gene Ontology annotation, molecular function: calcium ion binding. NCBI's taxonomy places the organism in Eukaryota, Apicomplexa, Conoidasida, Eucoccidiorida, Sarcocystidae. The record is from RefSeq and is a predicted model, not a curated record. The transcript is spliced from 2 exons. Bases 912 to 1325 code for a protein of 137 amino acids.
GACACACGUUGUCUUGGAUUCUUUGAUCGAGCUGAGCCGCGGUGGACAAGCCCGCAAUUUUGGAGGCUUCUAAACGAAAGAUUUCUACGUCCACAUACUUUUCGCACCUGGUUCUCGCUCUGAGUUCUGGCUUUGUUUUACGAGGUAACUGCGUUUCGCCGGCACACUGCGCCAGACUUCCUGGGUCAUUGCACGUGACUUGCGCUAGUCGUGCCCUUUCUUCAGUGCCGCGCCAGACACCGUCUUUCUUUUUUUAGAGGCAACUGGCCCCCCACUUGUCUAAGAUGGACACAGAAUCGUUUCACCGUCCAGGCCGUCGCUCACGUUUGUUGGUGCUUGCCGCUGUCUGUGUAGCUGUUUCCCUGCCGUUCCUGCCGUUGAUCCUGAACCUCACCUCGAUAACGCACAUCAACCCGGUAUUUGCGGGCUUGUUUCUGAUCCUAUGUCCCGUCUUCAUCGUUCUCGUCAUCUUCUCCGUUUCGCGUUGCUCUGAAAACUACGAACCGGAGAGGACGCGACGGGUUUCGCGUAGACGAGACGACGACGAAGCCCGCCAACCUCUCGCCUCGGCUUUUAGUGACCGUCUUCACGAGUCCUGAAUGCGGAAGGACCAGCAUAUCUGAAACCGAGUUGGCAUUCACUCCCCCAAUCCGUGUCGUCUCUCCUAACAUCUGCUUCAUCCGCCAGCGCCCCUGUCGUCUUCUUCAAAGCCACCUGCCGACUCCGUCGCGUGAGUGCGGCACGAGAGGCUCUGUGGUUGCCUUUCUUGAUGAACGACGGCUGCAUUGUGCCGCCGGAGUCACCCGAAAACUUUUCUCAAGGUUUGGGAUUGCCCCUUCUGGGCUGAACAAAAGCUGCUGUUCAGCUGUCGACCCCUUUUUUGUUCGGUCGCAGUUCCCUCCGUGAGCACCAUGUCGAGUGACGCGGAUAUUCAAAUGGCCUUUCAGGAUUGUUCGGAGGGAUCGAAAAUACCGGCAGCAAAAGUCGGUGCCGCGGCACGCCUUGCAGGUGCCUCGCCUUCAAACGGAGAGGUGGCCGAGUUUGCCGGCAAGAUGUCUGGAGGGGUUGAUUUGGCAGCCUUCAAGACCUUCUGCAAUGCCACUCAACAUAAAGACGACGAUCCGAACGACCUGAAGGAACUCUUCAAAGCGGCGGAUAUCGGCGGCUCGGGAAAGAUUGGGAGAACUGCGAUGAAGAAUAUUCUGCAGGGUUUCGGCGAGCCCCUCACUGAUGCGGAGUUCGAGGCGAUUGCCAAGGACUUUUUGCGGGACAACGGCGAAAAUGUUGAUUAUGCAGCCAUGAUGGCGGCCAUUAUCCAAUCCUGAACACGUCCUGGCAAAGCACACCGUUUGUGAAAGCAAUCAGCGCCGAUCGUAGAGUUCUUUUCAAGUACCCCGCUUGUCCCAGUCUCCCGUUGCUGUUUUUCCUCCUGUUUUUUCGCGCAAACGGGCAAUUAGUCACGAUUCCGUUCACGCAGAUAAGCAACUGAACACCUUUUCCUUUCAUUGGUGUGGCCUUUCGCCAGCGUAGACGGAACAUUUCGCGAAACACGCACACGCAUUCAGAUCUCUCACCGUUCCACGUCUGGAAAUCGUUGAGAAGCAAGAUGCAGAAACAUAGAUGCGGUCACCUACAAAGGAACUGAAGGCAAAACUGUAUCCUGCGAGAAUGCACAUUACUCCCGUGACAUAUAUGUUUACCAUACGUUGUUGAAAGGCUAGUUCGACGGAAAUUCGUUUCUGCGGAGAGCACAAGCGCAAAACGCAAUCAUUUCCUGAAGCGGUCUGCAGC